Molecule: messenger RNA, 2592 nt
Organism: Sarcophilus harrisii (Tasmanian devil)
Lineage: Eukaryota; Metazoa; Chordata; Mammalia; Dasyuromorphia; Dasyuridae
Gene: TRIM35
Product: tripartite motif containing 35
Exons: 6
Coding region: 52-1518 (488 amino acids)
Biological process (GO): positive regulation of apoptotic process; innate immune response
Molecular function (GO): protein binding; zinc ion binding
Source: RefSeq, a predicted model, not a curated record
CUUUGUAAAGUUUGGGAGCAAAGGGCCGCGCGUCAGACCAGGGGCAGCGGCAUGGAGCCGGGACCGGGCGAGUCCGCUGGGCUAUCGCCCUCCUUCAAGGAGGAGCUGCUCUGCGCCAUCUGCUACGACCCGUUCCGCGACGCGGUGACUCUGCGCUGCGGCCACAACUUCUGCCGGGGCUGCGUGGGCCGCUGUUGGGAGCUGCAGGACGCGCCCGCCUGCCCUGUGUGCAAGGAGCGGGCGUCCCCGGCAGGGUUACGCACCAACCACACGCUCAACAACCUGGUGGAGAAGCUGCUGCGCGAGGAGGCCUGCCCGGCCCGCCAGCGGGGUCCCCAUUUCUGCCGCCUGCACCACGGCCAGCUCAGCCUUUUCUGCUUGGACGACAAGGAGCUGCUAUGCGGCUCGUGCCAGGGCCACCCGCGGCACCAGGGCCACCGCGUGCAGCCUGUGCAGGGCACGGCCCGCGACUACCGGGCAAAGUGCAGGAAUAUGGAGCAUUGUCUUCGGGAGAAGGUCAAAGCUUUCCGAGCCAUGCGUCGUUCUUAUGAGGCCAUUGUCAGGCAUAAUCAGGUGGAAGCUACCUGGCUGCAGGGCAGGAUCCGGCAAGAGUUUGAGAAACUCCGAGAAUUCUUGAGAGUAGAAGAGCGGGCAGCACUGAAUGCUGUGACCGAAGAGGCUGGGCAGAAACUGAGGCAGGUGGAAGAAAAAAUGAAACAGUUGGCAGAAGAGACGGAGGCCUUGACUCAUGAGAUCGCGCGACUACAGAUGGAGAUGAAGGAAGAUGAUAUCUCCUUUCUUAUGAAACACAAGAACCGUAAACGUAGGCAUUCUUGCACAACUGAGCCAGAGCCCAUCCAACCAGGAAUGCUUAUUGAUGUCAGCAAGUACCUGGAUUCCCUGCAGUACCGUGCCUGGAAAAAGAUGCUGAGCAGUAUUGAAGCUGUGCCCUUCAGCUUUGACCCCAACACAGCCGCCGGCUGGCUGUCCGUCUCCGAUGACCUCACCAGGGUCACCAACCACGGCUACCGGGUGCAAGUGGAGAACCCUGAGCGCUUCUCGUCCUCACCCUGCCUGCUGGGCUCCCGUGCUUUCUCCCAUGGCUCCCACACCUGGGAGGUGGAUCUGGGCGGGCUGCUUAACUGGCGGGUGGGGGUGGCUCGGACUCGUCCUGAGGCUGGCGGGGACGGGCGCUCGCACAGCUGUUACCACGAUGCCCGCUCAGGCUUCUGGUACAUCUGCCGCACCCGGGGAGUGGAUGGGGACCACUGUGUGGCGUCCGACCCGUCUGCUUCGCCCCUGGCUCUGGCACUGCCUCAGCGCUUACGGGUAGAACUAGAAUGUGAGGAGGGUGAGCUUUCUUUUUAUGAUGCUGAACGCCAGUCCCACCUCUACACCUUCCAUGGUCGCUUUGGGGAGGUGCGGCCCUAUUUCUAUAUAGGGGGUACUCGGGCAGACACUCCCCCUGAGCCCCUGCGCCUCUGUCCACUCCAUAUUCAGGUCAAGGAAGAGUUCUAAAGCCAGGGACUUUGUAGUUAACCUUCUUCUCUGACUCAGUGUCUCUCCUUCCCGUUCUUCCCAUUGCCCUUUCCCUGGAAUUCCUGUUCCUGCUCUAUCUCUCCAUACCUGCCCCUAUCUUCUCCCCAUUGUGGUGUAGGGGAAUGAACGCUGGUUUUAAAUCAUAAGGCCUGUGUUCAAAUCCCAGUUCCACCACUUAUUAUUUGUUUGACCUUGGGAAAGUGAAUGCCCCUCUCCUGGUCUUUUGUUCCUUCAUUUUUAUUUUAUUUUAUUUUUCAGAGAUUAAGUCUCCCUCUCACUCAGGCUGCACAUGUGAUAACCCCAUCAGGGCCCACACCAAGGCUGAUGGGUCCAAAAACUUUAAUGCUCCAUUUUUCCAACCUGGAUCAGUUUCCCCCUCUUUAAACAGCCUGGUUUCUCCCCCUUGUUCUCAGGAGCUUCCCAUAGUGACGUUAGACUUAGCAUAGUCACUUAGCAAAGCUCCAUUGUCUAAGUGACUGACUGAGAGGAUACAGAGCAGAGAGCAGCUAAGCUACAAGAAGCCUAAGUGCCUGAUCUAUGCUCAACUGCUGCUGACUCAGCAGGCGUGUUUUACCUGGCUCACCUUAAAUGGCCUUCCAUGCUGCUUCUUCUCUGGCCCUUCUUUUUUUUUUUUUUUUUUUUUUUCUUAAAUUAAAGUUUAUUUCCACAAAGAUUUGCCUCCUCUCCCUUUCCUCCUUUUCCCUUCCCCUAAUAAAAGUAAAAACACUUGUUAAAAACAUAUAUAGUCAAGCAAAGCCAAUUCCCAUAGUGGCCGUGUGCCAAAAAUAGGUUUGUUUUCACUCUUGAAUCCAUCACCUCUGUCAGGAGGUGAGUAGCACUUUUCAUCAUGAGUUCUCUCGCAUUCUAGUUGGCUGUUGUGUUGACUUAAUUGGACUGUUCCUUCUCAUCCUCCCUUCCCCAGUACCUAAAGAAAAUUGCCACAGCCCAGUCCCAGCCCCUCUCUGCACUUUCUCCUUGCUUAUAACCUUAGCUCAUCAAUGAGCAUAACACAUUGCCCAAAACUGUAUCAUAAAGAGAAUGGUGGAAACAUCA